Messenger RNA from Cloeon dipterum, 772 nucleotides. RefSeq names its product dnaJ homolog subfamily C member 2-like. The transcript has 3 exons. NCBI's taxonomy places the organism in Eukaryota, Metazoa, Arthropoda, Insecta, Ephemeroptera, Baetidae. The coding region runs from base 3 to 728 and encodes 241 amino acids. The record is from RefSeq and is a predicted model, not a curated record.
CAAUGCAAUCGGACGGAAUUACAAGAGGCCCGCUGGCAAGACUAAGUAAAUAUAGCAUGGAGCGGAUCUCCAGGACCGUUCUCGAGAGUCGGCAGAAGCUGCAGGCUCUUAAGGACGUUCUGCGAAAGGAACAGGAAGCCAUGGAUUUGGUCUGGCUGGAAUUCGUGCAGUUCUUAGACUCCGCGGACCAGCAAGGUUUUCUGCGCUGGAUGCUCACACUUGAAUCCAUGUGCUUUACUUACAACGUGGAAGAAGAGGUCGAAAAGGACGAAUGUUUCGAAUUUUUAAGUGACAAUGACGAAAAUAACGCUUGGUCGCAAACUUUAAAUGAAUGGUUGCUUGAGGAAAGAAAUACGGCGACUGGUGGUGAAAUAAUUAUUCCAAGCGUCAACGGUCGUGUUGACACCCUCGACUGGACCCUGAACGACCUGAUUCUGCUCAUCAAAGCCGUCAAUAUCUUUCCGCGCCGCUUGAAACAAAGAUGGGAGUCAGUUGCCCAGUUUGUCAACCAGAACACUUGCUCGAGCAAUCAACGCCUGGUCACUGAAGUCAAGUCCAAGGCGAAGAGCAUGCGAUUAAUGAAGAAGCGCACCGGCAAAAAGAGAUCCAAAUUGCUGCCAAACUGUGUAAGACACAAGAAGAGCAGGGACUAUUAUGGGGAUGUGUAUGGCGGGAGGGCAGGAUUCGACUGUUCCAGAAAAAAGUCGAACAAGCAGCAGUCUAAAUGAACACUAUUAAAGACUGAAGUCAUUAGUCUAUCCAAACAGUAAUA